AUGCAACUGAAGGGCUGUACAUCAGUGUCUGGAGUGCGUAUUGCUGAUGGAGAGUUGUUUGUUCGCUGGUUUCUUACCUGUUUAUGUGAAAUUCAGCCUCCUUAUUUUGCCAGUGCCUGUGCACUGUCUAGGCUGCAGUUUACUGAACAAUCUAUAAAACUGUACAAAUGUUAUCAAUUCUCAGAAAUUCAUGCUGAAGUGCAGUUGAAGAAUUACGGAAAAUUUCUUGAGGAAUAUACAUCUCAGCUGAAGAGAAUUGAAGAUGCUUUGGAUGACUCUGUUGGAGAUGUUUGGGACUUCAGUCUUGAUCCCAUUGCAUUAAAGCUUUUGCCAUAUGAACAGUCCUCCCUACUGGAGCUUAUAAAGACAGAAAACAAGGUUCUAAACAAAGUAAUAACUGUGUAUGCUGCUCUUUGCUGUGAAAUCAAGAAGUUAAAAUACGAGGCAGAAACUAAAUUUUAUAAUGGCCUCUUGUUUUAUGGAGAAGGAGCUACAGAUUCCAGCAUGGUGGAGGGAGAUUGCCAAAUACAGAUGGGAAGAUUUGUUUCUUUCUUGCAGGAGCUGUCUUGCUUCGUUACCCGAUGUUACGAAGUGGUGGUGAAUGUAGUGCAUCAGUUGGCUCUUCUCUAUACCAGCAACAAGAAUGCACCUAAAAUUAUAGAGACGUCUGGAGUACAUUUUCAGGCAAUGUAUGAGCACCUGGGAGAGUUGCUCACAGUCUUAAUCACUCUGGAUGAAAUAAUUGACAAUCAUGCCACUCUGAAAGAUCAUUGGACCAUGUAUAAGAGGCUGCUAAAAUCUGUCCAUCACAACCCUUCUAAGUUUGGGAUUCAAGAAGAUAAACUGAAGCCUUUUGAAAAGCUACUGUUAAAAUUGGAAUGCCAGUUACUUGAUGGAAUGAUAUUUCAGGCCUGUAUAGAGCAACAGUUCGAUUCUGUAAAUGGUGGAGUGUCAGUGUCGAAGAACAGCACGUUUGCUGAAGAAUUUGCUCAUGUUCUCCGCACAGCUUUUGCAAAUGUUGAAGUCAAACUUGGUGAACCUUCAGAAAUUGACCAGAGAGAUAAAUAUGUGGGCAUUUGUGGCCUCUUUGUACUGCAUUUUCAGAUUUUUCGGACCAUAGACAAGAAGUUUUACAAAUCGUUGUUGGAAGUCUGUAAAAAGGUGCCAGCCAUCACCUUAACUGCUAAUAUUAUCUGGUUUGCUGACAACUUUCUGAUUCAGAAGAUACCAGCUGCUGCCAAACUUCUGGACAAGAAAAGUAUUCAUACAGUUAAAAUGCAAAGGGAGAACUUUCUACAGCAGAAGGCACAGUCACUUGCCAAGGAUGUGCAGUCGUAUUAUGUUUUUGUGAGCUCAUGGAUGACAAAAAUGGAAUCUAUCUUGUCAAAGGAGCAACGCAUGGAUAAGGUUGCUGAAGAUCUUUCUAACCGCUGCAAUGUCUUCAUCCAGGGUUUUCUUUAUGCAUACAGUCUUAGCACCACCAUUAAAACUACAAUGAAUCUCUACAUGUCAAUGCAAAAACCUAUGACCAAAACCUCGGUGAAAGCUCUAUGCAGACUUGUGGAACUUCUGAAGGCAAUAGAACACAUGUUUUACCGAAGAAGUAUGGUUGUGGCAGAUUCUGUGACACACAUCACUCAGCAUCUGCAGUAUCAGGCUCUUCGCUCUAUUUCUGUAGCCAAGAAAAGAGUCAUUUCUGAUAAAAAGUACAGUGAGCAACGCCUGGAUGUCCUCUCUGCUUUGGUGUUGGCUGAGAACACCCUCAAUGGGCCAAGUACAAAACAGAGGCGACUAAUUGUUUCCCUUGCACUAAGUGUGGGAACGCAGAUGAAAACUUUUAAAGAUGAAGAGCUCAUUCCCCUUCAGUUAGUUCUGAAAAAACUAGACUUGAUCAGUGAACUUACAGAGCGAGUUCGAGCACAAUGUGACUGUUGUUUCUUAUACUGGCAUCGAGCAGUCUUUCCAAUCUAUUUAGAUGAUGUGUAUGAAAAUGCAGUUGAUUCUGCUAGACUGCAUUAUAUGUUUAGUGCACUGCGGGACUGUGUACCUGCUAUGAUGCAUGCAAGACACUUGGAAUCUUAUGAGGUGCUUCUGGAAUGCUAUGACAAAGAAAUCAUGGAAGUGCUCAAUGAGCACUUGCUGGACAAAUUAUGUAAAGAGAUAGAAAAGGAUCUGCGCUUAUCAGUUCAUACACACCUAAAGCUGGAUGACAGAAACCCCUUCAAAGUUGGUAUGAAGGAUCUAGCUCACUUCUUCUUUCUGAACCCAAUACGUUUUUUCAAUCGAUUCAUUGACAUAAAAGCUUAUGUAACUCACUAUUUGGACAAGACCUUCUACAACUUAACGACUGUAGCUCUUCAUGACUGGGCCACCUACAGUGAAAUGAGAAACCUAGCAACUCAGCGCUAUGGUUUAAGUAUGACUGAAGCACAUCUUCCCAGCCAGACUCUGGAACAGGGUCUGGAUGUUUUGGAAAUCAUGAGAAAUAUUCAUGUUUUUGUAUCCCGCUACCUCUACAAUCUGAAUAAUCAGAUCUUCAUUGAAAGAACAAGCAAUAACAAACACUUGAACACUAUCAAUAUCCGACACAUUGCUAAUUCUAUUCGAACUCAUGGAACAGGAAUCAUGAACACAACAGUAAACUUCACUUACCAAUUUCUGAGGAAAAAGUUUUAUAUUUUUAGCCAGUUCAUGUAUGAUGAACAUAUCAAAUCCAGACUUAUCAAAGACAUCAGAUUCUUCAGGGAAGUCAAGGAUCAAAAUGAUCACAAGUAUCCCUUUGAAAGAGCAGAUAAAUUCAACCGUGGCAUCAGAAAACUUGGAAUAACCCCGGAUGGCCAGAGCUAUCUUGACCAGUUCAGACAACUCAUAAGUCAAAUUGGCAACGCUAUGGGUUAUGUACGAAUGAUAAGAUCUGGUGGACUUCACUGCUGUAGUAGUGCAAUUAGGUUUGUUCCUGAUCUGGAAGAUAUUGUUAACUUUGAAGAGCUGGUGAAAGAAGAAGGCCUUUCAGAAGAAACACAAAAAGCAGCAAGGCAGUUAGACUCUGUCCUCGGUGACCUCACACGUAACUUUGCAGAAGGAACGGAGUACUUCAAAAUGCUUGUGGAUGUAUUUGCUCCUGAAUUCCGCAGUCCAAAGAAUAUGCAUUUGCGGAACUUCUAUAUAAUUGUUCCCCCGCUGACCCUCAAUUUUGUAGAGCAUUCAAUCAGCUGCAAAGAGAAAUUGAAUAAGAAGAACAAAAGUGGAGCAGCUUUCACUGAUGAUGGGUUUGCCAUGGGUGUGGCUUACAUCCUGAAGCUUUUGAAUCAGUACCAGGAGUUUGAUUCUCUGCACUGGUUCCAGUCUGUUAGAGAGAAGUAUGUGAAGGAAAUAAGAGCAGUAGCUAAGCAACAGAAUGUGCAGUCCACUAAUCAAGAUGAAAAACUACUACAAACUAUGAACCUUACCCACAAGCGACUGGAAGUUUGUUUACAGGAAUUUGAACUCCUUUAUUUCUCACUAAGUAGUGCAAGAAUUUUUUUCAGAGCAGAUAAAACUGCAGCAGAAGAAAACCAGGAAAAGAAAGAAAAAGAAGAAGAAUCUGUUAAAGCAAGCAACGGAGAUCUUUCCAACUCUACGCCUGCAGAUCCUGUUGUGAAAUGA
Molecule: messenger RNA, 3645 nt
Organism: Cariama cristata (Red-legged seriema)
Lineage: Eukaryota; Metazoa; Chordata; Aves; Cariamiformes; Cariamidae
Gene: WASHC4
Product: KIAA1033 ortholog
Exons: 34
Coding region: 1-3645 (1214 amino acids)
Biological process (GO): endosomal transport; endosome organization
Cellular component (GO): WASH complex; endosome
Source: RefSeq, a predicted model, not a curated record